Messenger RNA from Papaver somniferum (opium poppy), 1337 nucleotides. RefSeq names its product protein TIFY 10a-like. Bases 106 to 840 code for a protein of 244 amino acids. Gene Ontology annotation, biological process: regulation of jasmonic acid mediated signaling pathway; regulation of defense response; response to wounding. The transcript has a single exon. The record is from RefSeq and is a predicted model, not a curated record. Lineage: Eukaryota; Viridiplantae; Streptophyta; Magnoliopsida; Ranunculales; Papaveraceae. Gene Ontology annotation, cellular component: nucleus.
ACUUACAACAACAACAUCAUUAGAAGACGAAUAUCAGAAAGAAAUUUUCUUGAGUUUUGAAUUACAUUUUUAGAAAGGUUGAUAGAUUGCAAUAUCGAAUCAAUCAUGUCAAGUUCAUCGGCAAAAGAGAUGAUGAAAUCCAAGAGUUUCUCCCAAACAUGUGAUUUACUGAGCGAAUAUAUGAAAGGGAAUAAAGGUGGUUUUGGUCCACCAGCAAUGAAUCUAGCAUCAUCGGCACAGGCAUCUUUAACGGGCAAUUCAUCGUCGGCGUGCAACCCCGAAGUUAAAUCAAUGGGAUUGUUUCCUCAACAACAUGCUUCUUUUGGCCGGACGCCAAACACAAUAGAAAGAAAGAGUAAAUCGGAAUCUCCUCAAAUGACAAUAUUUUACGGCGGAAAGAUAAUGGUUUUGGAUAAUUUAACGGCAGAUAAUGCAAAACAAGUUUUGGGUUUUGCUGAGAAUUUCUCAGGCUCAUACAUUGUGAACACUCGAGAAACUCAGGGAAACAGUGUCGUCCCUGUGAACAAGAUUCGCAAGGAUUUAUUGCCUCCAAGCCAUCAACAGCGACAACAACAACAACAAAGACCCAUUCCCAUUGCUUCCGGUGGUUCUUCAUCUCUAUAUAUAAAUGCAUCUGAUGUACCCGCAGCUAAAAAUCUUUCACUACAAAGAUUUUUGGCGAAAAGAAAAGAGAGGAUUAUCGCAAGAGCACCAUAUCAAGUUAAGGCUUCUUCUUCCUCGACCCCGAAGGAUAGUCAAGCUAAAGCGAAUGUAGAGAUGGACGAAAGCAAGACAUGGCUCGGUUUAGGUCCCAAAUCUACACCUCCAAUGGAGAUAUAAGGACCGCUGCAGUUAUAGCGUCACGUCUGCAUCCAUCAAUUGCUCUACAAAAUCAAGUACCACUUCAUUUUUAUAUUUAUUUUUGACAGAAAGUGAAGGUUAUAUAAAAACAGAACAAAGCACUAGAGUUACAAAAUCUACUCGUACUGUUUUUCAUUUUUUUUUUUAAUGUAGCGGGUCUAAUCUUCUUGAGGAGAUUCAACCAUUUAGACCGAGCUGAUCCAACUGCCAUCCUCAAAAUAUUGUAUAAAGAAAACGCGAAGAAACGGUUUAGAGCGUAGACUUUUCACUUUUGCUUAAAAGAAACUCAUUUCGGCUUUGUCAACAAUAUGUCAAAGAAUUCCAGCCAAAGAUGAUUUCAAGAUAGCUGCAACUGGAGACCACGUCUCCAAAUCUAAAUGACAACCACAAAAAAUAAAAUAAAAUAGCCAUUUUCUUAUCAAGGAUUAAAAAGAUAUCUCUUAUGCUUUCAAGUUUUAAUAAAUUUCUAUUGUUUA